GAGGAGGAGAGCGCCUGGCUCUUGAUCCCGGCCCAGAGGGGCCAAGGAGGGCCCUGGGUCUCCCCCAUGGAAGUGUAUGGGGCAGCCGCAGCUGUGGGGAGAGGCUGGGCAAAGGAGGCAGAUAGGGAAGAAUAUCUCUAUACAGAGAGAUAGGUAGAUGCUUAUGGAAAAUAAAAUGAUGCAUGUCUAGAGUUUGAGGAACAACUAUUGAAAAAAGGGAUUGGAAGGAGACUUGAGGGUUUCAAAAUCACAACAGCUGACAGGUGACCAAAGAAGAAGCAUUGAGUUAUAUCACUGUGUGUAUUCUGAAGGACAUUUUCUCAACCACAGCUCAGGUGGAAUAGAGGUGGUUCAAGGUGGGCACUUGCUUAUUCUUCAUCAAAACCUUCUGAACCUUCUAAAAAUUUAGCAGCCAUGGGAGAGAAGUCCCACAACUGCCCCUACUGUGGGAAAGGUUUCCGGCGCAACUCACACUUGACACGCCACCUUGCCACCCAUUCUGGGCUUCAGCGGCCCUUAGGUGGGAAACGCCUUGGGCAACAAGUGCCAGAGGAAGACCGCCCAUACCCCUGUAAUUAUUGCGGGAAGACAUUUGCCCGCAGUGCUCACCUAGCUCGGCACCAGGAGACCCAUUCUGGGGAGCGACCAUACAAAUGCACCUACUGUGGGAAGGCCUUUGGUCGUAAUUCCCACCUUACCCGCCACCACAGCACACACACCGGAGAGCGCCCCUAUGAGUGUGGAGUAUGCGGCAAAGCUUUCACCCGCAGCGCUCAUGUCACUCGCCAUCAGGGCACCCACACUGGGGAGCGGCCUUUCCGCUGCACCCACUGUGGCAAGCGCUUCACUCGCAGUGCCCACCUCCAGCGCCAUCAGGGCAUCCAUAGCGGAGAUAAACCCUUCAAUUGCCGAGACUGUGGGAAAGGCUUCACCCGGAAUGCCCACCUGGAACGCCACCGUGCCACACAUUCAGGCGAGAAGCCCUUCAAAUGUGCCAGCUGCGGAAAAGGAUUUGGGGCUGCCUCUCACCUUGUAAGACACCAGAGAACCCAUAAAGUUUAGUUGGCAGAAAUUUCUCCUGUCUCCACCUAAACCAGGAGCAGAAAUGGCCAGUAUAAGACAUAUUUGUACAUGUAUGGCUAUUUCUCACUUUUUUCUCCAUUCUACAAAGCCUAGAUGUUUAGCUUGUUGACCUUUGGGAGAGAACUCUGUGUAUGUAACACAUUCAGUGAUGUUUCCACAUGGUCUAUAGGGGGACAAAAGGCAAUGUGAACUUUUCCCACUCAAUUCUGCUACAACAAAGACAUUUUUAGAUGCUGGAACUACUUUUCCCCACAGGUGGGGAAGAGGCGAUACUAAACAUGCCUGAUGUCAUCUGUCUUUGCAGGUGCAAAAUAUUACAUGUGAAGGUGCUUUGAAGUCUAGCUUCUCUGUCAGGAAAGGUGCCACUCUGAAUUGCAACAAGAAUGACAUGAAAAACUCAAUGGAGAUCUGCAAGCUGUGUUUGAAUUCUUCUCCACUUCACUCCAGCAUCACUAGGGAUGUGUGGUUGUGUUACAAACACAUAAGUGGAGAUAAAACAUUUUUCUGACAAGUCUCUUGGAAUCAACAUAGAAUAGCUUUCCCUUUGACUUUAGAUCUCGAGGUUGAGGAAAUGCUGGCUUAUAGCAUAGUUAUAUCUCCCUGCAUUGCCCACUAAGACAGGAAUCUAAAGGUGUUUUUCCUUUCUCUAGAAAACUUCAAUACCCUGUGAUUAAAGAGGAAUGUGUUUUUAUUUUGAAACCAACUCUUCUAUACCACCAGCAGUCUCUGCAUCUUGCUUUACAGUUAACUAUAGUUAGCAUCUGCAGAAUGUUCCAGUGCAUGUAUCAGCCAGCCAUGCUUUCUUUUGGGAUACUCCAUUCUAUCUCCCUUGUUUUUGGCCCUUGCCUCUGCAUUCUCUGACCAUUGAACAGACUAUGUCCUCAUUGAGCUCUUUGUGGGUCGGGGCAGAGAGAUUUGCUCCCAUACAAUUUUAGCCCUAAAGAUUAUUUCUCCUUUUGGAAAUAUUAGGGUUCCGCCAGGCAUACAGCUAAUCUCUUAUUUCUUGCUAUGUUAUUUUGGUCAUAACUCAGCCCCCAAAUUUGUGAUCAGCAUAGAUGGUCAUUUAUGCUCAACUAUAGAGUAAAAUAUUGGACGCUUUACAGAUGGCGAGCUGAAGAAGAGUUAAUUACAUUCAUGUCAGCCGUUACAUGAAGUUUGGCAGAAGUCUCAACCUCUUCAGAAACUCUUGUCUCCUGUAUAUUUUGUGUCUCCCAAACCUUCAGUCUCUUCAGUGACUCUUAGCUGCUUCUGCCUCCCUAUAUCAGUGACUGAUAUAGUUAAACUGACAUGCUUCACAGCUACAUAACUCCAGUGUGGUAUAGAAAUAGUUUGUAAAAUUACAUCCAAAAUUAGUUACUGUUUAUUUUUAAAUGUCUUAAAACACAACUUUAAUUGAAUUUUGAAACGGGAUGUGGGAAUGUAAAGGGUGAGUUAUAAAUGAUACUGUCAUCUGUUUCAGCCUAAAAUGUUUAGUAUAUUCUCUUCUGCAAAAGAUACUGAUGGGGACAGUUGUAAUGAAAUGUGAACUAUUGAAGCUAUAGCUGGCACAGCCUGCUGCUGUGAAGCACACAGUAGCUGAUGUGGUUAGCAAGUUUUUUUAAGACUUAGAAACAGUCUUUUUGCUUAGACCUGUGGCCCAAGAAAAUGUUUUUCUUUGCCAUGUUCCUGGAAUUUCACCUAAAUGAUAUAUCCCAGUACCUCAUUCCCUGUGUGACUCUUAAAUAACAUGACCUUUCUUCAGAUUUGUGGCUGUUUGCGGAUAUGAGACAACUCUUCAGAAAUAAUGAGUACACAAAUGCUUGGCUAUGAUUUUUUCAUCAAGGCGCUGACAGAGGGCACCAACCAUGCCACUAACCAAGUUGAACAUGGCAUUUGGUUUUGGCAACAACAUUGGGCAUACUUGGGUGUGUAGUAUGGAUGGAUUUUAAUUUAAGCUCCUUGGAAUCAGGGAAAUGAAACUGUUCAGAAUGACUGCAAGUUUAGCAAAAAAUAAUCAUAAUGCAUUUUGUUUAGAAAAGAAAAUGAAAUGAAACUUCAUAAAUGGGAAUAAUCAGAGCCAAGAACUGACAGCAAUCUGCAGAACAAUCCCUCCCUUGGUUGUAGCAGGAGAGAAUAUAUUUUAUAAUCAUUUUAUCAGUUCUCCAAAUAACAGUCUUAAAAAUUUUUAAGCCUAGUGCAUCAUAACCAAGGGAACUGCAAGAUACAUCCAGCCAUUCUUUUCUCUCUGAAGUUUCUGAACUUGUUGUUACAAAAUGGAGGAACCAGUUCUGUACUCUGCAAUGCCUUCUUGGUAGUCGUCUUGCUGUAGGAAAACACAGAUGAAGUCCUUGAAAAGAAUACCAAGAAUGAUGGGUCAAAAUCGCUCUGCUGUAAUUUCAUAUAUUCCUCCUCUAUAUGUGUGUACACUGUGAUGCCAGCAAAGAGAGCUUGGCAAUAAGAGUUUUCUUCUUUCUAUGACUCUGAAACCAAAUUGUAUCCCAUGUUCAUUUAUCUCUUUCUAGAGUGGUAGAACAGUAUAGAAAUACUGAAACCACAAAUCUGUAUUCUUUUUGUGCUGUUAUUUGGUGUAGUAUUUUGUGCUAGUUGGCUUCUUUUGCUUAGUAUUCUCAUGGCCCAGCAGUUGCUGGCAGUGAACCUCGGAUAGUCUCCCUUAUCUUAAAUUGCCAUUACAGCCUUUUAACUGGCUCAGUGGUUGUCUCUAAGGUCAGGUUUGGCUAUUGUGAGUGGGGAUUUCUUUAGUAAAUUUGCCUCCUUUCACAGGGUGAGAUGUAAAAGGAUGCCUUUUUGUGCUCUACUUCGGAGUAUGUAUGUAAUCUCAAAUCAGUACAAAGUUACCCAAGUGAACAAGAGUACAUUCAUAGUGCAGAGUUUAUAGGAAAAAAAUACUGUACUGCUGUUCAUGAAUGUUAAAUGUGAAUACAUAGAAAAUGAGGCGGUAAUUUUUUUGUUGCACCCACCAUUUUAAAGGCAGAAAAUGGCUGCCAUUUUGAAAUAACAAUGUUGUUUCUAAAUGAAAAUAGAAAACUAGUGGAAGAACCUGUAGCAUCAGAACCUCAUUUUCCUUUUGCAGCCUUGUGGAGGUGUGUGAUGGAUCCCAGGAAAGAACUAGUCUGUCAACUGUGUAAUCCCAUAAAACGUGGGGGAAAAUUUACAAGUGUUACUUUGUUAAUUUGUCCAAAUAAAAAAAAAGAGAAGAGAAGAAUGAAGGAACGAAAGGAGAGAUAGAAAAACCAUCCUGCUCCUGAUCCUUUGCUUAAAUUGUUACAAGUAUGUAAAGUGUUUCUGCUGAAUAUAGGUUCUGUUAUGUGAUUGAUAAUUAUCAGAGCUUGGAAUUGUUACUCAAAAAACCAUUAUUUGUUAAGUCAUCCCCCCCCCCCCCCUUGAGUAAUUUAGUAUGUGCAACGUAUCCUGUUAUCAGUAUGUUGCUUUCAGUAUGGCUCCUAUAAAUCCACCCCCGUAACAUUUCUGAAAUAACAAGAAAAUUUAGCUCGUGUACGGGGAUGUAGCUAUGAGAAAGGGAAAAUGAGUGGCUCCCCCACAAGUUAAAAUAUUGGCUUUGGUGAAAUUUUCUUUUAGCCCCCCAAAUUCUAGCAUUGCAGAAAGAAACACUGAAAAUGUUUUAUACCUAGCACUUUGGUAUUUUCCGUGUUUGCAUUCCCGUGGUAACUUUGCCUGCUCUUUUCCUCUCGGUGCCUAAACUGUAUUUCUAAAUGCUCAAGAUACAGUAUAUUUUAAGUUACUGCAGUGCAAGAUGUGUGAGGACUGAAGGAACAUUUCAUUUGGGUUGACAGAAUGCUUAUUUGAGGGAGCGAGGCCCUCAUUUUAUUCUCCCUCCAGGCAGCUAACCACCUGUUUGCCUAGAGCAAUAAGAUAUUUAAAAGAAAGUAUGUGCUCCUCCUUGAUGAAAGGAAAAGAAAUUAGUAUCACAAAUUUUAAUGCUUUACUUCCAAGCUCUGCCAAUUCUGUUAAUUCUGUGGAAGCACCAUGUGGCCUCAUUUCUAAUGUGUCAGGUAUGGCAAAGGCCCGUGGGUUCCAGUUGGAGUUAAAAGUAGAAAACCUGGAAGAAAAUUGGGGAGAGUAAUUUUGUUCUGCACACUUUUUUUGUUCAGUUUUUCUAAGUGGGGAAAAAAUGGAGAAUUCUAAGAAAGGAGUCCUAUGAUAGCUUUUCUCUUAUGGAAUGAAUGAAAUGCAACUGAGGUAUGUUUUUGCCUACUGAGAAUGUAUAGUAUGAAUAUCUUUAUGUAAGACAAUCUACAGAGUUAGAGAAUGAGAAUCCUUGUCUAUACAUUAGAUAUAUAAAACACACAGUUCCCAAGUGCAUUCCCACACUUAGGGUGCUGUCCCCUUUAGGAGAAGAGCAGUCAAGGCUUUUGUUUUUGUAAAUUGUUGCUUUCCUUCUAGUAACCUUGAUGUAGUUUGGAGAUCGCUGCCACAGUGCAGAUUUAAUGCAGUUUGGCACAGCUUUAAUUGUCAUGACUACAUCCUAUGGAAUUGUGAGGUUUGUAGUUUGUUGUGGCACCAGAGCUCUGUAGCAUUGAGCCAUGACAGUUAAAGUGAUGUCAAACUGCAUUAAUUCUGCAGUGUAGAUGCAGCCAUAGUAUCCUGCAUCCACUAUCCUUUUGACCUGGGCCCUUUUGGCCCAGCACAGAUGCCCCACUACAAAACGGUCGGAUUUUGUACUUUGGGGGUCACAAUCCAUUGCAGAAAUACCUGUUUGUAAGUUCUAGUAAAUAAAAUGGGUCCUACUUCUGUGUAAAAAUGCACAAAUGUUUCUGCAAAACAAGUAGCAUUUUAUGUGCUAAUCAAAUUACAAAUGAUUAGUGUCAUGUUGUUAAAGCAUUUUUAAGUUUGAUAAGUAAAUAUUUCAUAGAAUUCCACCCCAUAUGUUUGUAUGUGUGCAUGUUUAUUCUUUCUAGGAAAAAACCUCCCAGGGCUUCAGAAUUUCUGGAAGUGUUUAAUCUCUGCCUAGAAAAGCUUCUCAGUCACUGCACAGAACCUCUCACACUGUUUAGUUUAUCUGAUCUAUGCGUUUGGUAAGAAAACAGCUGUAGGACAGAACUUACAAACUACUGUACAAACGUUUUUUUAAAAAAUUGAAAAGCUGUAUAAUGUAUAUAGAUGAUUUUUUUCUUUCAGAGCUGGUGACAGUAUUGUAACACAAUCAUUGCUGGUGAUAUAUGUUCGAAUUUUUUUUCUGUACAAAAGUAGAUUCUGGUAAAACCAGUUAUGCAGAUUAUGUAGUAGUACAGUACUUCAAUCCAUCCCUAGAGAAAAAGCAGAAAUAAGCUCCAACGUAGCUACAAUCUGUCCAUUUUUCAUAGUGACUUUUUCAGUAGUGGAAUGCAUAUGUUGAGCCAUUUUCUUGGUGCAGACAUUCACCCUCCGUUUUAUGGAAAGGAUUAAUUUAGCCCACUCAUCCCUACUGUCGUGUAAUUCUGAUUCUGUGGGGAACCAGAAUUCAUGCAAAGAAUGAAUGACAUUAGUAAUUACAGUUCCCUCCUAGGAUUGUCACUGGUGCAUGUCAGAAGAGAGGAAAGGGAUCAUUAAAAGAGUGUCCAAAUCUGCUUUAGCAUUUGCAUAUAUUAAUUUAUUUGUCUAGAUGGAGAUAAUGACUAUAAUUUAAGCAGAAAGAAGCCCAAGGUUACUAUAUACUCAUACUUUUAGCAUAUGGUCAUACACAACCAUAUUUUAUAUGGUUGUCCUAGAAGACUUUGACCUCUGAUAGAUUGUUGACAGUAACAUUGGUUUGCAAUUGAUCCUUUAAUGAAUUGUUUCCUAGACCAUACAGUGAGUUUGCUGUAGUGAGUUGCACCUUUCCUGCUACCUGUUUUGGAAUGAAAAAGACCUUUGCUCUGUUAAAAUCAUGAGGGACAAGAAAAGGGGGCUAAAUAUAUAUAAUGACUAAUCUCUACCCUUUCACAGGUAAAGAAAUCAGAAUAGGAAGCCUUUAACUCUGCAGAUUUUCUGAAUUACAACUCCCAUCAUCCACUAACUGGGUGUGCUGGCUGAAGGUUUUGGAAGUACCAAGCCAUUUGGAGAGCCAAAAGUUCUUCAUCUUUGAUUUAAAGUAUGUUCUAAGAUGGGAUGUAAAUGCUAAAAUUCUAGUUGUAUGUGUGUUAGGACUUUAAAAAAACCCUGCAUUUAAAAAAAAAGCACAGCAGGGGAAACUUUUUAUCUUGUCUGUCUGCCAGCCAUGAUGUUUUUUGUUUGUUGAGUGUGUUGGUAUGGGGUGUCUUUGAAAAGAUAAUCUUGCAGUAAUGAGAAAAGGUAUUAUCAGUUUUACCCUUCUCAUCCUGUUGCUUGUAUAGGACAGGUCACAUUCUUCAAGAAUUGUGCUUGGGCUGAUGUACCAUGUUCUGUUCACAUUAGCCAAUGCUUUUACUUUAUUGACUGCUUCCUGACAGCAGUCUUUCUCAGUUAAUAGCAACACCAGGGAACACUUAGGAAGGUGGGGAGGCACAGAAGGGAUGGUGUGUAUAUUGGAUUGUGUUCUAUUCCAAAUGUUUGAUUACUGGAAUAAAAAAUAAUCAUAUUUCCCCUUAAUGUUCCCAUCUUAAACAUUUUUCUCUGAAUUCAAUAUUACCAGUUUUGAUAGAGUUAACUUUCCAGUAAGCACAUUCAGGAUCAAAUGCAUUCUUUUAAUUUCUAGUUAAUUAUUUAGUAGGUGUUGCCAGGCAGAAGUGUCAUCUCUGGCCUCCAGCUUGCUCCCCUUCCUAGCCUAAUGCCAUCUGUGGGGUCAGUUCUGCUAAGACACUCACUUUACAUUGGUUCAGCUUGACCUUCCUGAAUCUGACUUUGUCUUUUUGAAGGGGUUAGGUAUUGCUUACGUAUUGUUUCCGGGCGGGGAUAUGCUAGCAUUGAUUUUGAAUUGUUUUGACUCUUUUUGUAUUUCUAUUAUUAAUAUUAUUGCCAAUGGGUAUGCCUUAACAAAGUAGUUAUAAAUGCUGUUGCAGUUGUACCAUAUCCAAAUUGAACUUCAGGUUCUCCUCUACAAUUUAUUACUCAUCCAGGUAUUGCCCUUGGUAUCUUACUCUGUUUUCCUGUUGUACUAACAGUGUCUGUCUUUUCUCUGUAUGAAAUAAACCUUUUCCCCUCCCAGAUUCUGAAA
This is a messenger RNA of Sceloporus undulatus (fence lizard), 8191 nucleotides long. Its product is annotated as zinc finger protein 436-like. The record is from RefSeq and is a predicted model, not a curated record. Lineage: Eukaryota; Metazoa; Chordata; Lepidosauria; Squamata; Phrynosomatidae. The transcript is spliced from 2 exons. The coding region runs from base 415 to 1062 and encodes 215 amino acids.